Dovyalis caffra is the source of this 171-nucleotide messenger RNA. The record is from the annotation of a GenBank genome assembly. Lineage: Eukaryota; Viridiplantae; Streptophyta; Magnoliopsida; Malpighiales; Salicaceae.
AUGAAGGAGAAUGAUAGAGCAGAGUUGACACCAGAAACAGCUGUGCCUGAGGCUCUCAUGGUAGGAGAAAUUAUAAACGAUUUGAUAACUGCAAUCACCAAGUUUCUUACUCCUGCAGUACGCGAUGAUCAGCACCUGCAACAAGGGCUAGUGGUUCCGUUGCAAGCAUAA